This is a messenger RNA of Aureococcus anophagefferens, 945 nucleotides long. RefSeq lists its product as hypothetical. The annotation marks the transcript as partial. Gene Ontology annotation, cellular component: mitochondrial outer membrane. The transcript has 3 exons. Gene Ontology annotation, molecular function: ATP binding; ATP hydrolysis activity. Lineage: Eukaryota; Pelagophyceae; Pelagomonadales; Pelagomonadaceae. The record is from RefSeq and is a predicted model, not a curated record.
GACAAGCACGAGAAGGCGCUGCUGGGCAACGUCGUCGCGCCGUCGGACGUCGCGGUGACGUACGACAUGAUCGGAGGAUUGGACGCGGCCAAGACCGCGCUCCGCGAGGCCAUCACCUACCCCUUGAAGUACCCGGCGCUCUACGAGGAGGGCGUCGCGCGCGAGGCCUGCAAGGGCGUGCUGCUCUUCGGCCCGCCGGGCACGGGCAAGACGAUGCUCGCCAAGGCCGUCGCGACGGAGGGCGGCGCGUCGUUCCUCGCGGUGGACGCGUCGGCCAUCGAGAACAAGUGGCUCGGCGAGUCGGAGAAGAACGCCAAGGCCGUGUUUUCCCUGGCGCGGAAGCUCGCGCCCUGCGUCGUCUUCUUCGACGAGAUCGACGCGGUGCUGUCGUCGCGGGAAGGCGGCGACGACACGAGCCACGGCACGUUGACGUCCGUCAAGACGACGCUCAUGCAGGAGUGGGACGGCCUCAAGACGACGCGGGACCGCGUCGUGGUGAUCGGCUCGACGAACCGGCCCUACGACCUCGACGAGGCCGUGCUCCGGCGGCUGCCGCGGCGCGUCUUGGUCGACCUCCCCGACAAGGCGUCGCGCCGCGCGAUCCUCGACGUGACGCUGGCGCGGAACCGCCUGGAUGCGUCCGUGGACCUCGACGGCGUCGCCGCGAAGCUCGAGGGCUACAGCGGCAGCGACUGCAAGGAGGUGUGCCGCGAGGCCAUCCACGCGGACGAAUUGGAAGCGACCGCUUUGACGGACGACCUCAAGGCCAAGUGCGCCGCGGCGCUGGACCCGCCGAAGCUCCGCGAGGCCCGCGCGGCCGACUUCGAGGCGGCCAUCGCGAAGCUCUCGUCGUCCGUCGCGGACUCGGGCCCGGAGAUGGCCAAGGUCCUCGAGUGGAACGCGCAGUACGGCGAGGUCAAGAAGCGGACCAAGGCCGCCCAGAGC